Pogona vitticeps (central bearded dragon) is the source of this 6008-nucleotide messenger RNA. RefSeq names its product FERM and PDZ domain containing 1 (gene FRMPD1). NCBI's taxonomy places the organism in Eukaryota, Metazoa, Chordata, Lepidosauria, Squamata, Agamidae. Gene Ontology annotation, cellular component: plasma membrane; cytoskeleton; cell cortex. The record is from RefSeq and is a predicted model, not a curated record. Gene Ontology annotation, molecular function: protein binding.
UUAACAAUACUGCACGGAAAAAAACGACUUCCAGGUAGGUUUUGAACCCUAGUCCCUCGCGUUGCAAGGGGCACGAAGCGCCGGCGAAAGGGCGGAGGAGAUGCUCAAAGAGCCCCAAAAGGGGGCGGAGUUUUGCAGACAGACGCCGGGCGUUUCGGCCCGAAAUUUAGCACCGCCCCCUCUUCCCCCGCCCCGCCCCGCCCGGUCUGAGCGCCGCCAGCACCUGCCCUGUGCUGAGAGUCCGGCACAAGCUUCCGAGACUCCAGAUUGCCUGCAGUGGUUGUGCGAAAGCCAGGGGAGCACUUCAGGUAAAUGGAAGAUCUGGAGAUACGCAAAGCACGUCGGAUAGAGCAGAUGGUAGCAAAAUGGCUGCGUCGGUCACGAGAUAAUUCAGCCAGAGGGAGAACAUCAGUGAGCGAGAGACCACCUGAAGGUAUUGGACAGCCUCCAAGUCGUGUAAAGCUUAUGGUAGAUGUCCCUAAAGAUGUGCUGCUUGGACAUUAUGGCUUUGAAGUUUCCCCAAAUCUUCCCCUUUUGGUCACAUCUGUUGUUGAAGGCAGCACUGCUGAUGGGAAGCUUCUGCCAGGGGAUCACAUUCUUGCGAUAAACAACGAAGUAGUGGAAGACAUUCCUGGUGAACAAGCAGCUGCGCUUUUAAGGGAAUCACAAGACACUCUCCAGCUCACAGUUCUCCGAUGCACUUCGGGUGGCCCGAAAUCAUCUUUUCUUACAGCAGAGAAAAGGGCCAGACUGAAGACAAAUCCUGUUAAAGUCCGCUUUGCAGAAGAAGUGGUUGUGAAUGGACACACUCAGGGCAGUUCUCUGCUCUGCAUGCCCAACGUUCUCAAGGUCUACUUGGAAAAUGGACAAACCAAAGCUUUCAAGUUUGAAGCAAAUACAACAGUCAAGGACAUUAUUCUUACUUUGAAAGAAAAGCUUUCCAUUCGAAGCAUUUCAUAUUUUGCCUUGGUCUUGGAAGAGCAGUAUAAUGUGCUGAAGAUGUAUCUUCUACAUGAAGAUGAGCUCAUUGAACGGGUAGCUCAGAGGAAAGAUGCUCAUGAUUAUCGGUGUCUCUUCAGAGUCUGCUUUAUUCCCAAGGACCCACUGAUUCUGUUGCAGCAAGACCCAGUGGCCUUUGAGUACCUCUAUUUGCAGAGCUGCAGUGAUGUGCUUCAGGAGAGAUUUGCUGUUGAGAUGAAGUGCAGUGUUGCUUUGCGGCUGGCUGCAUUGCACAUACAGGAGCGGAUCAUCACUUGUGCUCAACCACAGAAAGUAUCUCUGAAGUACAUAGAGAAAGACUGGGGAAUAGAAAACUUUAUUUCCCCAACACUGCUCCGAAACAUGAGAGGCAAGGACAUCAAAAAGGCCAUUAGCUUUCACAUGAAGAGGAAUCAGCUUUUGCUGGAUCCAAGACAAAAGCACCGCCUCUCAGCAGCACAGGUCCGUCUGAGUUACCUCCAGAUUCUUGGAGAUCUGAAACUUUAUGGUGGAAAAAUCUUUAAUGCCACUCUCAUGUUACAGGACAGAGAAUCAUGUAUAACCCUCUUGGUGGGAGCCAAAUAUGGAAUCAGUCAAGUCGUAAAUAACAAACUCAACAUCAUAACCAUGCUGGCAGAAUUUGCUGACAUCAGCAGACUGGAGCUUACCGAAGAGUCUGAGAAAGUAAGCAUGGUAAAAAUCUACCUCCAAGAUAUAAAGGUGCUGACUCUGAUGCUAGAAUCGAACAAUGCCAAAGAUCUGGCUUGUCGCAUCAGUGGCUACUACAGGCUGUUUGUUGAUUCAGGCCAUUCCAUAUUCAUCUUGGGGGAGAAAAAAGCCCAGAUGCACCGCUUCUCAGCAGAGGAGGGGUAUGAAUCCAGGACCUGCAGUGACUCCGAAGACUCUUCAGAACAGGACUCCUCCUUAGACCGGUUUUCAGACACUCACUCCCCCAAGCUCAGCAACAGCGACCCCUUGACUGAAGAGGAAAGAGAGCAAGAGUUGCUGGGGCAAGAAAGAAGUGCAACAGGGGGCAAAAAGAUGAGCUUUUGCAAUGGGUACGACAAUACCAAUGACAGCUUGUCGGAAACCUCUGACUCAGCCAACACAGAGAGCCGAGGUCUUAAGACCAGUGGCUCCAGUGACUCUAUGGAUGCCCUGGAGGAGGAUGAUUUGGAAACAUGCUCUUCAAGCAGGCCAGAGUUCUCCUAUUUUUACACCCCGACUCUUCAGGAGUUAACAAGCCAUGCCCAAGCCUUCUCAGGUCCGGAUGGAGCAGAAAAACCAACAGCAACUCAGGAGUAUUUCUUUUCUUUCCUCCUGCCACCCCAUUUAUCCAAUUCUGCACUCGCACAGCCCGAAGGAGAAUUCAGAAGAGAAGGUGAAACCAGCGCUUCCACUCUGGAAUCCAAGUUGGCAGCGAACAAUGCCAUGGAGUACUACAGUCUCUGUGCCAACAUCUCCCCGGCCAGCAGCGGAGAGAAGAACACGCAGAGCGACAGCCUCGAGGGGAGCUUGUUGAAUGGCACAGGCGGUGGCGUGGAGAGAACGUGUGAUGGGGAAAGGCGGGGCUUUCUCUUGGCUCCUCCCCCUGGCUUUGGAGACAGCAGCUCGGAUGACGAAUUCUACGAUGCAGCAGAAAGGAUGACGCCGACAGAGAUGCAAGCAGGUGCUGAAGGUUCUUGCGACGGUUUGGGUGAACAAGGGCUGUUGCGGCAAAGCAGAAGAACAAAGCACAGACCUGAAAAGGCACCUUGGUGUGCUAACAGCCUAAGGAAAAGGAGAUCUUUCCUCCAGACUCAUUUUACCUCCCAAGUCAGUUUCCCUGUCGCUCCACCUCACACUCAAGAGAACACCGAUCAUGCAUGCUCUGAUGGAGAGCCUGUCCUUUCAGGCACUUCAGGCUCACCCGCUGUGGUCUGUUUCAGGGACCUUAAGACUGAUUCCGAUCUUUUUGAAGCUCAACAGCUAGACCAACUGGCCGAAAAUAAAAGUGCUUCAUCUGAUUUAAUGGAGAGGGAGCCAGAUUCAUUAGACAUGAAGGCAGUAACUGAUCCAGCGGUGUGUCCUGUCUCCACUACCCAGGCUCCCCAGGAAGGCAGAGAAUGCUCAGAUUUCGCCUGUAGCUCUUCAACAACAGAGACACAUGACCGUUCUUUUGUCUCUUCCUCCAACUCAGACAGCCUUCAUACUUGUUUGAGUACGUUGGAAGUCUCUGUUCAGCUAGAAGAUCCCAGCGCUGCUUGCAGAGAAAAAGCAGAAGAGAUUGCAAGAACAGCUGGUGGAAUUCAGGAACACUGUAGAACAAGCACGGAGCACGAUGUAAAUGAAACAUCACAAACAGCGAAAGCCUUGCCUGAAACAGGAAUUAGCUAUGUAUUGAUUGAGGAAAUAAUACACACAACUACCAAGCCUUCACGGUCUCCGAGUGACAAAAAGUUGUCUUAUGGGCCAUCCUCAGAUCAUGAUCUUCUGUCUUCUGAGAAGGUGCAGAAACGUGAACACCUUGUGCUAAAUCCAGGCAGUUCUGAACCUGUGGCAAGACAGGUGCUUGGAAGCUUACUGCCCCAGGAAAAUACCAACAGAAUGCCAAGUGAAGCCUCCUCAGAAAAUUCCGAGAAUAACCAACACCUGGACGUCGCAAAUGCAACUAAGCUGCUUUCUAAUAGUGAUGAUACUUCAGGGGUAGGGAUGCGCCUCUCCUGGCCUGCUUCUAGCUCAAUGGUAGACCAUCUAGGAAAAUGCCAGCAGACAGAUGACAAUCUUGAAGCAAUUGUUAGCCAAAGCAUCCCAGAUGUAAAUCCACUCUCUUUAAAAGAUGGUGAACUACAUCAAAUGCCACACGAUUUACCAGCUGUGCCUGUGAGGCCUUCUGAAGGUGAUGGUGGCCAGAAGGUGGAGGAAGACAUCAUCAGAGGAGAAAUUCUUGAUGUGAAUUAUAUACUGACUAGUUCACUAAAUGUUUCUGAAGAGGAGAGUAAGGACCAGAGAAGAGCUGUCAGGUCAGAUGGGCUAGACUACAUGUCCCUUGACAGUUUGUAUAAGCCUACAGAGCCUGGUGAGGAAAGCAGAGUUUCAAAUCUUAAUGGCAAAAAGUUGUGUUCUGAUAAUGCAACAGAAGAUACUAACACACCUAAUGUGAGUUCUCAUGCUGUGGUGAAUGUUAACGAGACAGUCGCAUUAGAACAUAAAACGGACAGAUGCAGUUGCCGGUUGACUUACACAAGUUGUUUCUCUGGGCCAGACAAUGAGGCAGAAUUAGACUAUGUCAAUCCCAUUACAUAUGGUGCUUCUGAGGGGCCAUUAACAACCCCACCAUCAACCAAAGGCCCAGUAUCUCUAGAUUUGAAUCCCACCGGACUCACUCAAGAAUGCAACAGUGUUGUUAAUGGUAACUCCGGGGACAGUAACAGGUGGCUUCCCGAAACUCAUACAAAAGUAUUGGGUCAUAUAAAAGACAGAAUGUGUGUCUCACCAUUUGACUUCUGUCAUUUGUUAGACAAUGUGGUGGAACUUCAGGAGAUUCUGAAGCAGUUUUGGGGCAGCAAAGUAAAACACCCUCGAGAUGAAUGCUCAGCCCACUUUUCUGAAAACAAGAAUACCUUGUUUGAGGAAUUGCAAAGACUGACAUCUAGUUGCCAGAAAGUUAUCAAAACACAGAGGCCUUCCUCAGAGACACACAAUGCUGUUCAGGAGAGCUUCCAGAACCUUCUCCAGCUGACGGAAACGUGCCUCCAGUUCACAACCUGUGGCCUGUGCAGCAGGAGGCACAAAGAUCUCAUAGUCAAUCUGAAGGACGCCAUAUGUAGCUAUCACCAGUUUGUCCAGGCAGCCAAGCAGGCAUGUGAAAGGAAUUAUCCCAGCUUGAGUGUGAAACUCCUCGUAUGCCAGUACACUGCUCUCACUGCAGCCCUCUUCUGCCUUGUGCAACAAUUCAGGGCACCAUCCUGUGUAUGAGACAGAGGUCUUGUUUACCUGCCUCUUCAUUCUGCUGCUAUCUCAUCCUGUGACGGGGAAAUAUCCAGUCAGCUUGUGCUGAUAAACCUGUGCUCUUGUGGAACAGAAGAGAUGCAUAACAGCUAGGCCACGGUCAGCCAUGCAAUGGUUUGGUCUCAUUCUUAAAUGGAUAUUAUAGUUUAAAUUAGCCAAAGUCAACAGGAUGAGUUAUUCUCCCUAUUGAAAUGUACUUGGGUGCAUGUCGUUUGCUUUGCUCCUGUGCCAUGGGUGAAGAACACACAAGAACCACCUCUUUUGCACUGACUCAGGGUCCUUCCUGAUACGAACAGCUGCUGUUCUAUACGCAUGUAGUACCAAGUUUCAAUUUGUGGCUAGCCAUGAAUGCCAGCUGAGCUUGAAUGCUAUACUAAAAAAUGCUUUAUGCUAAAACUUUUGUAUGCGCUAAUUUGUGGAAACAAUUGACCACAGCUGAAGAAAACACAUCAAUGAACCAGAAUCUGGGUUUGGAUGCUUAAUCUAUGCAAAUACGGAGGGUGGGUGUCCAAAGAUAUGUAUGCAUGAGCGUGUUUGCCCUGACUAAUGUGGCUCUGAUGGAGAAGACUUGGGUGUGUCUUCUACUUAAUGGAUCUUUUAAGUGAUUUGCUGUCCACACUAGUCUUUCAUCAAUGCCCAAGGCUGACAGGGGUCAACACAGGGUGAGUGUUGACUAUGCAGACCUCAUGACCCUUAAGAAUAACAGUGGCGGGAUACAAUCACAGGCUUCAGAUGCCACAAUGGGGAGUUCAGAAGGCUUAUUUCUGGGCAAACUUUCUCAUGGACUUAAGACCCUUUGAAAAAGUAUUCCACUAAGCUACAAGUGUUCUGAAAACAUUAGACAUUGUAAGGUUCUUAGUGGCUUGUUGCUACUCAUCCCUUCUCUUCCUAUAUGCUGUUACUAGUAUUUCAAGGCCCAACUCAAAACGCAUCCUAUUGAUUUUUUGAAUGAUGGGCCUCAUGUGAAUGUAUUCUUACCACCAUCUCUACCUAUAUGAUGCAUCCAGUAUGGACUGAGCUGUUGUCUAUCAAAGUUUGUG